AUGGCCACCCUUACAGCUCAGGAGCUGACAACCCUCUCCACCAAGGCGAUUGACGCCAAAGCCACUGCGUACUGCCCAUACUCCAAAUUCCGUGUCGGAGCAUGCAUUCUCACGACCUCGGGCGAGUUCAUCUCUGGCGCUAAUGUCGAAAAUGCUUCCUAUCCAGUUGGGACAUGCGCGGAGCGUGUGACUAUUGGUGCGGCGGUUGUUGCUGGCCACAAGAAUUUCAAGGCUCUGGCUGUCGCGACGGAUAUCAAGCCUGCUGCCUCGCCCUGUGGGAUGUGUAGACAAUUUAUCCGCGAGUUCACCUCGCCUUCUUUCCCGGUGUACAUGUACGACGGAGAAGGAAACUACAAAGUCAUGACCAUGGAGGAGUUGCUGCCCGACUCUUUCGGCCCUGAACACCUUAAAUAG
Molecule: messenger RNA, 414 nt
Organism: Penicillium coprophilum
Lineage: Eukaryota; Fungi; Ascomycota; Eurotiomycetes; Eurotiales; Aspergillaceae
Product: cytidine deaminase
Exons: 5
Coding region: 1-414 (137 amino acids)
Cellular component (GO): cytosol
Molecular function (GO): cytidine deaminase activity; zinc ion binding
Source: RefSeq, a predicted model, not a curated record